GAAAGUAAUCUCUAAUUAUUUUUCUCUGUUCCUAUGUGUGUGAAAAAUGGCGGAGCCCGUAAGCUCAGUCAGUUGUUCGAUCUGUUUAGAUCUACUGAAGGAUCCAGUAACUAUUCCCUGUGGACACAGCUACUGUAUGGUCUGUAUUAAGGACUGUUUGGAUCAGGAAGAUGUCAAGGGUAUCUACAGCUGCCCCCAGUGCAGACAGACCUUCAUACCAAGACCUGUUCUAAACAGGAACACCAUGUUUUCUGAAUUGAUGGAGAAUCUGAAGAAGACAAGACCCCAAGCUGCUCUUCCUGAUCAUUAUUAUGCUGGACCUGGAGAUGGGGAGUGUGAUUCCUGCACUGGGAGAAAACGCAAAGCUGUCAAGUCCUGUCUGGUGUGUCUGGCCUCUUUCUGUGGGACUCACCUCCAGCCUCACUAUGAAUCUCCAGUGUUUAAAAAGCACAAGUUGGUCCAAGCCUCCAAACAACUACAGGAGAAGAUCUGUUCUCAUCAUGACAAACUACUGGAGGUUUAUUGUCGUACUGAUCAGCAGUGCAUCUGUUUUCUUUGUAUGUUGGAUGAACAUAAAGGACAUGAUACAGUCUCAGCUGCAUCAGAAAGGACUGAGAAACAAAGACAGUUAGGGAAGAAACAUUUUGAAUCCCAGAAGAGAAUUGGGGAGAGAGAGAAGAAGAUUCAGGAGUUGAGACAGACUGUGGACUCUGUGAAGCACUCUGCACAGGCAGCAGUGGAGGACAGUGAGAGGAUCUUUACUGAGCUGAUCUGCUACAUUGAGAAAAGACGCUCUGAGUUGAAGGAGCUGAUCAGAGCUCAGGAGAAGACUAGAGUGAGUCAGGUUGAAGGACUCUUGGAACAACUGGAGCAGGAGGUUGCUGAGCUGAGGAGGAGAGAUGUUGAGUUGAAGCAGCUCUCACACACAGAGGAUGACAUCCAUUUCCUCCAGAGUUUCCAGUCUCUAUGUGUCUCUCCUGGAUCUGAGGUCUUACCCAGUAUCACUGUCUAUCCACACAUCUCCUUUGAGCAUGUCAAGAAAUCAGUCUCUGAACUGAAAGAUCAACUUCAAGAUAUAUGCAAGAAGAAAAUGGACAAGUUAUCUAAGAAUGAGACUACAGUUCAGAUUGGACCACCUGCUGAUCCCAAGACCAGAAAGGAUUUCUUACCAUAUUCCUGCCAGCUGACAUUGGAUCCCAAUACAACAAAUCAGAACCUGUGUCUGUCUGAGGAGAACAGAAUGGUGACAUGUAGUAAUGAGGUCCAGUCCUAUCCUGACCAUCCUGACAGAUUUACCUCCUAUAAACAGGUGUUGUGUAGAGAGGGUCUGUCUGGAGUCUGUUACUGGGAGGUAGAGUGGAGUGGGAAGUGGGUUGGUGUAGCUGUCUCAUAUAAAGAGAUCAGCAGGAAAGGAGGUGGUGAUGAGUGUUGGUUUGGUCUUAAUAAUCAGUCCUGCAUGUUAUCCUGCUCCUCAUCCAGAUGUUGUUUCUACCACAAUAAUACCAGGACUGAUAUCCCUGUCCCCUGCUCCUCCAGAGUAGGAGUGUAUCUGGACCACAGGGCAGGAACUCUGUCCUUCUACAGUAUCUCUGACACAAUGACCCUCCUCCACAGAGUCAAGACCACAUUCACUCAUCCACUCUAUCCUGGUUUCAGUGUUAAUAAUGGAAAGUCUGUAAAGAUACUGACACCUAUUCAGUGAUACAUCUAUCACUUUGCUGGUAUCAAUACAUUGUUAGCUUUACUAGGAGGCUUAUCGAUACAUUAUUCAUUAACUUUGGCUAAAGAAUGAUCUGCAAAUACAUCAUAGCGCCCAGUAUUAUUUAGUUGCUAAUUUGCAUAUACAGAGGUGUCAACAAACCAAGGGGGACAGGUUUGUUACUGAACAUGAACUUCAAUAGUGGUGGGAGUUGAUUGACAGGUAAAAUGGACCAAUACUUUUUUAGUUUAGUUUAGUUGACCUCUAGUACUCUUCUUAAUUAUUCUAAUUGAGGAGUUAUUCUUAGUGUGAUUACCUGAUUGUGUCCUACACGUUGAUAUAUGGAAUGUGUGUAUUUGGAUCAUUAUGAAGUGUUAUUUUUUUAUUAAAGAAAAUUAAUAAUUUAAAGGAAAAUGUUCCUUUUUGAUUUGAUACCACUGGGACUCUGGGACUCGUCCUAAGAUGCUGGUAGGGUGGGUGUACCACUAGGACUCAUUCUAAGAUGCUGGUAGGGUGGGUCUACCACUAGGACUCAUUCUAAGAUGCUGGUAGGGUGGGUCUACCACUGGGACUCAUUCUAAUAUACUGGUAGGGUGGGUCUACCACUGGGACUUGGAGUUCAGCAGUUUAACAGCUGCAGGAAAAAAUCUGUUCUUUAGCCUGCUGGCGCGGAAGUGGAGGCUUCUCUACUGCCUCCCAGAUAGGAGGAAGGGAAACAGUCUAUGGUUGGGGUGGGAGGGGCCCUGCUGAUGCUAUGGAACCCAAGGUUGGGGGUCAAAGUAUCCCCAUCCACUCAUAGGACGUGUACCAACCGGGUUUGCCGUUUGAAAAACCAACAAAGUAAUAUCAUAAGAGUCAUUGAAUUAAUUAUAGGUCUUUUUGUGUCCCAUAAGGGAAUUAUUCAAAAUGUUGGGAAAAUGUUAUGUAUGGUUUUCCACAGGUAAAUGUCUGCCUGUUGCCAAGACAUAGAGCAAUGAGAACAAAUUUCUAGCCAAGGAGAUUUGUUAAGUGUAUUCACGUAAAUGUGUCAAAGCUGGGGAGUUUUCUUACACAGAUCAGCCAUAAAAUUAUGACCACUGACAUGUGAAGUGAAUAACACUAAUAAUCUAAUUAUCAUGGCACCUAGCUGUGGGUGGGAUAUAUUAAGCAGUGAGUUACCAUUCAGUCAAAGUUAAUGUGUUAGAAGCAGGAAAAAUGGGCAAGCGUAAAGAUCUGAGCGACUUUGACAAGGGCCAAAUU
Messenger RNA from Esox lucius (northern pike), 2938 nucleotides. Its product is annotated as E3 ubiquitin/ISG15 ligase TRIM25-like. Gene Ontology annotation, molecular function: zinc ion binding; protein binding. The record is from RefSeq and is a predicted model, not a curated record. Bases 47 to 1702 code for a protein of 551 amino acids. Lineage: Eukaryota; Metazoa; Chordata; Actinopteri; Esociformes; Esocidae. The transcript has 6 exons.